Messenger RNA from Dermatophagoides pteronyssinus (European house dust mite), 4138 nucleotides. RefSeq names its product Linear Ubiquitin E3 ligase (gene LUBEL). NCBI's taxonomy places the organism in Eukaryota, Metazoa, Arthropoda, Arachnida, Sarcoptiformes, Pyroglyphidae. The record is from RefSeq and is a predicted model, not a curated record. Gene Ontology annotation, biological process: protein linear polyubiquitination. Gene Ontology annotation, molecular function: K63-linked polyubiquitin modification-dependent protein binding; K48-linked polyubiquitin modification-dependent protein binding; linear polyubiquitin binding. Gene Ontology annotation, cellular component: LUBAC complex.
AAGAAAUUCACAUGAACAUUAUUAUGGUGGUAAUGAUGAUGAUGAUGAUGAUUUUGAAACCGAUGAUGAAGAUGAUCAAAUGCCAAUGAUGAUGGUGAAUGAUUAUCGAUUAUCAUCAUUAAGUCGUGAUGCUAAAAAUCGUUUACGACGUGCACGAAUGAAACGAUCACAAUCCACAACUACUAUGUAUAAUGGUAGUGUUAAUCGUAAACAUUUUGUUAAUGAUGAAAUAUUAGUUCCAGAUAAUCGUCCGAUUCGUAGAGAAAAAUCAAUAAUGAUGACACAUUCACCAUCACCAGCAACUGUAUCGAUAAAAUCAUCGAAAAGUUUAUCAAUAGAUCCAAAUCGUUCAUAUUCGGAUACGGUUUCCGAUUCAAGUUCAAGUUCAAUGCAAUCACGAAAUAAAAUUAUUGAUUCCGUUGUUUUCGUUAAGAAUUUGUCGAAAAACAAAGUUGAUUCCGAACAUGUACAAUCAAUGAUUGGUGGAUGGUCAUGUCAUUUCUGUACAUUUAUUAACAAUUCUGAUCGCAAUGUUUGUGAUAUUUGUUGUAAAACACGAUUAUCGCCUGUUGAACAAAUUAAAUCUACAAAUUCAAAUCCAAUUCCGAAAAAUGAAAAUUUAUCCAUUAAAACUGAUGAACAGCCGAUACAAAACGAACAGGAAAUUAUUUUUGAUGAAAAUUUCGUUCAAGAACAAAUUGAAAUUGAAAAAAAAUUACAACAACAAAAAGAAAAUGAAUUAAAUUUAAUGGAAACAAAUAAAAAAUUUGAAUCAAGUCAUCAAAUUGAUUCAUCAUCUGGUAUCAUUGAAAAACCAAUUGAUGAUGAUUCAAUCAGCAAAAAAAUUGAUCAAAAAUCAACUGAUAAUGGCAAUAAAGGAUUAGAUCAUGAUGAUGAAAAAAUUGUUGCCAAAAUAAUAGAGGAAAAAAUUUCCCAGCAAUUUGAAAAAUUAAAAUUAUCACCACAAUCAUCAUCCUUAACUUCCAGAUCUGUCGAUAAUGAUCAAUCAAACGUUUCACCAAUCAAUAAAGAUCCAAUAAUUUCACCAACAAAUCCUACAAUUCAAUCAAUGAAUCAGCAACAAUUUUAUCCAAUAAAAUCAAAUUAUUCAUGGUCAAAUUGUUCAACACCAUUACCAUUGAAUCAAAUCAAUUAUCAUUCACAUAGACCAUCAUCAUCAUUAAGUAGUAGUAAUAAUUCAAUGGCCAAUAAUAUAUUUGGUUUGAAUCAAUCGAUGAUGAUGGAUUCACCUUAUUAUCAACAAAAUUUAAAUUUUCAAGAUGAUAUUCAAUCGAUUAUCAGCAAUAGUAGUAAUUCAUCAUUAUUCUAUCCGAAUUUUGUACCAAAUCAACAGCAACAACAAAAAUCAUUGAUAAAUUCAGGUAAACAAAUGAUACAAAUUAUUCGUGAUGCAGAGAAAAAAGGCUACUCAUCAGAUGAUCUUGAAGUAGCCAUACAAUUUGAUCCUGUUUCCCCGUUAGAAUGGUUGGAAAAAAAUUGGAAAAAUCUUUGUGAAAUUGUACGAACAAUAUCGAAUAAUCAGAUUGUAGAAUUUGAAUCAACAAAUGGAAAUUCAAAGAUUGAAAAUUUUUCAAUGAUAACCGAAAAAGAUGCUAAAAUUGCAUUACGUUUAUGCAAAGGAAAUCUAUUACAAUCAAUUGAAAAAUGUGUUCAACGUUAUCAGGAGAAUAAAUUGUUUGAUUCAAAUGUUAAUAAAAAUUUACCAACAAAAAGUGAAUUUUUUGCUAUGAAAGUAACCGGUGUAGGAUCUGGUCGUGCAAAUAAUGAUGCUAACCAUUUGAUAAAUGCAAAUGAUAAUUUGGAAUUUCAAGAAUCAAACAAUGCAAAAGAAUUUAAUCUUUCAAAACAUUCAAAAUUACCGAUGGAAGAAUUUCUUCAAUCGCCUGAUGGUCUGAUGGAUAAAGAUAAAUUAUUGGAAUUUUAUCUGGAAAAUAUUCGUGAUUCAAAAAAUCUACCAGAUUUUAAUCAAUUAGAAACAUUAAUAAUGAAUUGGCAAAAAGAAAAAAUGAUCAACGAUCAGGAACGUGAACAAUCCAGGAUUCGUGAAAAAGAACGACAAAAAAUGCAAAAAUUAAUCGAUAUUCAAAAAAGAAUUGAUAAUGGUGGCGGUGGUAGUGGUUAUUUAUCCGAUGGUACAACCACUGAAGAAGAAUUGGAUCGUGAAGUUGCACGUGUUUUUCAGAAUCGACCAUCAUUAUCAUCUUCAGAAUUGAUGAUUGAUUCGUCAGAUCAUACACCAAUAUUUACGGAACAAGAUAUCAAUCGACAACAACAACAAUCGAAAAAUAGAAAACAACGAAUCGAAACAAAAUUAAAUGAAUUAGUUGCAAAGCAUACAGCAGCAGCAACAGCAGCAAUUUCAUCAUCAAAUGAUGAGAAUAUUACACCUAUUCAACAAACUGUUGUUGAUGCUGAAGAAGAAUUAUCACCCAUCUCGAUUUCAGCUGAAUCGGAUGACAAUUUUACCGAUGCUGUUGCUGAGAUUGAAUCAUCAUCACCGUUAUUUUUAUCAUCAAAACAACAACAACAACAAAACAAACAAAUAAAAGCACAAAUCGUUAUUGAUCAGAUUUAUAAAUUUAUGGCAACAACACAACCGGUGAAAAAUGUUGCCGGAAAAUUUUCGAUAGGAAAUCCUAUAUGUUUAUUAUCGACGAAAAAAAUUAUGGAAAAAAUUUAUCGAAAUCCAUUGAAUUUACAGACAAUUUCCAGCAUCAACACUGAUGUCCGUCAACCACAGACAACAGGAAAUCCGAUUUUAAUUCAGCCAGCUGAAACACCGAAAUUGAUAAAAUCUUCACCAGUAAACAAGCUUGAAUCAGCGGAACCAGAAUCCUCAUCAUUAUCGAUUGUCGAGAAAUCCAAUUCACCAUUAUCAUCGCCAGUUGAACAACAACAACAAUAUUCAUAUGAAUUUCAAUGGGCAAGAACCGAAUUAGAAUGUGAAUUAUGUACAAGAAUAGUAUCGAUUGAUGAUAUUAUUGUUAUGAUUACAUGUCAACAUUAUGCAUGUCAUAAUUGUAUGAAAAAUUAUCUACAAAUACAGAUACGUGAACAACAACGUUUAGUUAUACAAUGUCCAUUUUGUAAUGAACCGGAUAUUGGUGCUGAACAGGAUGAAAAAGUUUUUGAAUAUUUAGCUAUAUUUGAUCCAUUCAUUCGUCAUAUAAUCGAUAGGGAUGUUUAUGAAUUAUUUCAAAGAAAAAUGCGUGAUCGUGCAUUAAUGAGAGAUCCAAAUUUUCUUUGGUGUAUAAAGUGUUCAUCCGGUUUUAUUGUACCAAAUCCAAAAGCAUUGACAGUAAUUUGUCCGGAUUGUCGUCAUACAUUUUGUCGAUCAUGUAAAAAACAAUGGAAACAACAACAUUUAAAUCAAUCUUGUGAACAAUUUGCUCUAUGGGAAAAAGAUCAUAGUCUUGAUUAUGCUGAACAAUUAUUGAAUAAACAUUUGGAAGAAUUUGGAAUCGAAUGUCCAAAUUGUCAUUUUCGUUAUCAAUUAGCGAAAGGUGGUUGUAUGCAUUUUCGUUGUACACAAUGUUCAUUUGAUUUUUGUGGUGGUUGUUAUCGUCCAUUUAAAUUGGGUAGUAGAUGUUUUCGUGCUAAAGUAUGUGAACGACUUGGUCUUCAUGCACAUCAUCCAAGAAAUUGUCUAUUCUAUCUUCGUGAUAAAGAUAUUAGCGAUCUAAGGAAAUUAUUGGAUGAAAAUCAUAUCGAAUAUAAAACCGAUGAUGAUGUUAAUGAUCAGAAUAAAAAAACGACAACGGCGACGACUACGUCGAUAACAACAUUAUCAAGAUGUCAAGUAAUGGAACAAAAGGAGGUGAAUUUUGCAAUGAAAGAUAAACCAUGUAAUCGUUUUGUUGAUGUAGCCGGUCUUUGCAAAUUACAUUAUAAAGAAUAUCUUGGAAAUUUAAUCUAUCGUAAUCGUAUUGAUCCAAUUUCAAUAUUCAAUGAAAUGGAAUUAGAAUUAACAUUGAAAAGAGAAAAUAUUAGAAUUCCAUCCAAAAUACGUGGUGAAGAUUAUUUGGGUAAAUUAAAAGAACUAAUUUUGGAAAAGAUUCCAUUAUAGACUCUACAUAUAUUAAAAUUAUUGUAAUAAUAAUUUUAGAAAAUAAAUUCA